Molecule: messenger RNA, 1017 nt
Organism: Condylura cristata (star-nosed mole)
Lineage: Eukaryota; Metazoa; Chordata; Mammalia; Eulipotyphla; Talpidae
Gene: TAAR1
Product: trace amine associated receptor 1
Exons: 1
Coding region: 1-1017 (338 amino acids)
Biological process (GO): G protein-coupled receptor signaling pathway
Cellular component (GO): membrane
Molecular function (GO): trace-amine receptor activity
Source: RefSeq, a predicted model, not a curated record
AUGAUGCCCCUUGGCCAUACUAUAAUUAAUGGUUCCUGCGUGAAAAAUGAAUGGUCAAGUGAUGUCCGUGCUUCCUUGUACAGUGUGAUGGUGCUCAUAAUUCUAACCACACUGGUUGGCAAUCUGAUCGUUGUUAUUUCCAUAUCACACUUCAAGCAACUUCAUACCCCCACUAAUUGGCUCAUUCACUCCAUGGCCACUGUGGACUUCCUGCUGGGGUUCCUGGUCAUGCCAUAUAGCAUGGUGAGAUCUGUUGAGCAUUACUGGCACUUUGGAGAACUCUUCUGUAAGAUUCACACCAGCACGGAUAUUAUGCUGAGCACUGCAUCCAUUUUCCAUUUGUCCUUCAUUUCUAUUGAUCGCUACUAUGCUGUGUGUGACCCACUGAGAUACAAAACCAAGAUAAACCUCUUAGUUAUUUUCGUGAUGAUCUUUAUAAGUUGGAGUGUACCUGCCCUUUUUGCAUUUGGAAUGAUAUUUCUGGACCUAAACUUCAAAGGAGCCGAGGAGACGUAUUACAAUCAAGUUCAAUGCAGCGAUGGUUGCUUUGUCUUCUUCAGUAAAAUAUCUGGGGCCCUGGCCUUUAUGAUUUCUUUCUAUAUACCUGGAUCCAUUAUGCUGUAUCUUUAUUAUAGAAUAUAUUUCAUAGCAAAAGGGCAGGCAAGAUCAAUUAAUGAUGCAAAUCAGCUUCAAAUUGGGCUAGAAGGGGAAAAUGGAAUUUCACAAAGCAACGAAAGGAAAGCUGCAAAAACUUUAGGGAUUGUGAUGGGAGUUUUCCUAAUAUGCUGGUGCCCUUUUUUUGUUUGCAUAGUCCUGGAUCCUUUCCUGGACUAUACUAUCCCGCCCACCUUAAGUGAUGCAUUGAUGUGGUUUGGUUACUUGAACUCUAGUUUUAAUCCAAUUGUUUAUGCUUUUUUCUACCCUUGGUUCAGAAGAGCACUGAAAAUUAUUCUAUUUGGUAAAAUUUUCCAAAAAGAUUCAUCUAGAUGUCAAUUAUUUUUGGAAUCAAGCCCAUAG